AUGGCUCCAGGUGAAGGACGCCGACCAAUAGAUAUGAUAAUUGAUGCUGAUUCUGAAGAGUUAGCAUUUGUAUCUAUCUAUUGCGGCAAAAAACGUUCCUGUGCGGAAUCCGACGUUAUGACAGACGAUGCUGUAGAAAACGCAUUGGAUGAUUCAUAUAUGAAUAGUCUAAUCCAACACGAUGACGGAUAUCGUAUUCUUAAAGGUAUAAGAACGUCACCAGCUCACUGGGAAGGUGAAAAGAAGAAAGCCGUUGCUAUGAUUAGACAAUUUGGCCUUCCGACAUUUUUCAUAACUUUAUCUGCAGCCGAAACUAAAUGGUUGGAGCUUUUAGUUAUCCUGUCGAAAACUGUGGACAACAUCGAUAUUUCUGAAGAUGAUGCUUCAAAUUUGUCCUUCUCAGAAAAAGCUCGAUUGAUUCGUAGUGAUGCAAUAACCUGCUCCCGAUACUUCGAUUUCCGUUUCCGGCAACUGUUUUCUCUAUUUAAAAUGAAUGAUGGGAUUUUCGAUGAACAUUUUGUGGAGAAAUACUAUUGGAGAGUGGAAUUCCAACAACGUGGAUCACCUCACAUACAUGGCAUGUACUGGCUAAAGGAUGCUCCUAAAAUAGACCUUACUAAUUCAUCUUCUUUUGCUUCUGUCAUUAGUUUCAUAGAUAAAUAUAUUUCUACUAAUGGAUCUGAUGAACAGUUACAAGAAUAUAUUGCUUAUCAGCGUCACAACCACAAUCGUUCUUGUACUAGAGAAUAUCGUGGUGAAAAGAUUUGUCGUUAUGGUAUGCCAUAUCCGCCGCUACCAGCAACAGAAAUUUUAUUGCCGCUUCCUGAAAACUGUGAAAAUAUUCAGGAAUUAAAAGAGAGCUAUGAUAGAAUUCAAAGCAUGUUAAAUGCAAAUUUGGAUUCCGAACAAAUCUCUCAAUUAAACAAUUUUGAAAAUUUCUUGUCACAUGAAAAUAUAAAUCUAACAAUACUUCGAGAUGCUGUUGAAGAAAUUAGAGCUGGCAAUCAUUCCAUAAAGCAAAAGCUACAGCAUAUUGCCCAUAAAUUUAUCUCUGGUACGGAAAUAUCAGCUCAAGAGGCCACAUAUUGCUGUUUAGGGAUGCGGCUUUCAGAGAGUAGUAAUGCCGAGGUUUAUAUAAAUACUGGUCGACCAGAAGAGCGAGUAUUUCUGUUGAGACCUCGAGAACAACUACAAAAUUUGCCACCAGAUUCAUCAGACAUUUAUGCUGUUGGUAUUUUGGAACAUUAUGUUCAAAGACCAGACGAACUAGAGCAUAUAUGCUUGGCAGACUUCGCAGCAAAUUAUAAGUAUUCAAAAUCUCGAAGAUCCAAUAACAGGGAAGCAGAUUACGAAGAGCAAGAUCCUGAAGAAAAUGCUGAGCAAAUCUUACGCAUAUUUAAGUUAAAGGAUAAUAGUGGCUUUGUGCAGGAAAAAAUUAAACCUCAUGUUAUUCGUUACCGGCGAUAUAAUGUAAAUACUCACCGAAGCGACUAUUUUAGAGAACUCGUAAUGCUGUUCCAUCCUUGGAGAAAUGAGGAACUUGAUUUAUUGCAUAACGACAACGAAGCCACAUGCAUCGCUUUAAAAGAAAGUAUUGAGUUCAACCGAAAAAAAUACGAUGUCUUUGAGGAUCGAGAACUCGAAAAUAUUCUUCAGCGUCUACGAGAUGAAGACAGCAUUGAAGAUGUCAACGAAGAAGCAGGUAAUAUUGAUGAUGAAUUCAGAGUUCUUGGAGUACCAGAAAUAGAUCCAAACGUUAAUAUAUUAAAUACGGAGGGUGAUGGUACAUCGGCUGAAACUUCUGAAACAUCAUUGCGUAUUAUUAAACUUCCUCCUUUGAUUUCUGAAUCUCCUGAAUAUGGUUAUAGCACAUUAAAUACGAAACAGAAGCUCUACUUGACACAUCCCACAAUAUAA
Musca vetustissima is the source of this 1917-nucleotide messenger RNA. RefSeq lists its product as uncharacterized. The record is from RefSeq and is a predicted model, not a curated record. NCBI's taxonomy places the organism in Eukaryota, Metazoa, Arthropoda, Insecta, Diptera, Muscidae. Bases 1 to 1917 code for a protein of 638 amino acids. The transcript is spliced from 3 exons.